Saimiri boliviensis boliviensis (Bolivian squirrel monkey) is the source of this 1455-nucleotide messenger RNA. It is a transcript of the gene SNX3, whose product is annotated as sorting nexin 3. Gene Ontology annotation, biological process: late endosome to Golgi transport; endocytic recycling. Gene Ontology annotation, cellular component: early endosome membrane; retromer complex. The record is from RefSeq and is a predicted model, not a curated record. NCBI's taxonomy places the organism in Eukaryota, Metazoa, Chordata, Mammalia, Primates, Cebidae. Gene Ontology annotation, molecular function: phosphatidylinositol-3-phosphate binding.
GGGGGCUGUAGUCCGGCCGGAACCUGUUUGCCACCGCGAGUCCCGUGACACUGCUUCUUCUCACACCCAAGCCCGCAGUGCUCCUCCCCGGCCUCGGCCGGGCCUCCCGGGCGCGGCGUUCCGGCGAGUCAGUUCUUUCUCCCCUGAGCACGGAGGCGGAAGCUUGAGGGGUGCGGGGAGGAGCUUCGCGCGUUGGGUGAACGCCCGCUCUACGUGCUCGUUCGUUUCGCCGCCGCUGCGCGCGAGCCCCGUGUCCCCGCGGCUGGCUGCAGCUGCGUCGUCGGCUGAACGCGGAGGGGGCGGAGGGAGCCCGCGGCGGCGGCAGCUACAGCGAAAUGGCGGAGACCGUGGCUGACACCCGGCGGCUGAUCACCAAGCCGCAGAAUCUGAAUGACGCCUACGGGCCCCCCAGCAACUUCCUCGAGAUCGACGUGAGCAACCCUCAGACGGUGGGGGUCGGCCGGGGCCGCUUCACCACCUACGAAAUCAGGGUCAAGACAAAUCUUCCUAUUUUCAAGCUGAAAGAAUCUACUGUUAGAAGAAGAUACAGUGACUUUGAAUGGCUGCGAAGUGAAUUAGAAAGAGAGAGCAAGGUUGUAGUCCCCCCGCUCCCUGGGAAAGCGUUUUUGCGUCAGCUUCCUUUUAGAGGCGAUGAUGGAAUAUUUGAUGACAAUUUUAUUGAGGAAAGAAAACAAGGGCUGGAGCAGUUUAUAAACAAGGUUGCUGGUCAUCCUCUGGCACAGAAUGAACGUUGUCUUCACAUGUUUUUACAAGAUGAAAUAAUAGAUAAAAGCUAUACGCCAUCUAAAAUAAGACAUGCCUGAAAUUUGGCAAGAAGGGGCAAAAACGUGACUAUUAAUGAUUGAUAUGCACCAGUGAAGAAGUUCUAACUUUUAGCAUGCUGCUCAGAAACUGGUAUAACAUGCCUUCAGUAUACUAACACUCAUGCUCGGUUUUGUUUUGGCAGUUGACAAGAAGUUAAUUUGCUUUAGUGAAAAUCCCUCAUUCCAGCCUUUCUAUAUGAAUAGCUCUUUCUUGCUGUUUUAAUGUGGUGCACACUAUAGCCUCACAAACCUGUUAUUCCAAUGUAAUCUGCAGUGUCCUAACUAAAGUUGCUGGCUUGGUCUUAUUUGCACAGUUUUUGUGUCUUCUUUGCUUCUUGCAUUUGAUUAACUAGAAUAUUUCUCUUUCCCCCUUUUAAUGUGUCUGUGUCACUUGACCUAAUUUAUGUGUAGGAGCACUACACCAUUGGUUUCCAAUACUGCACACAUAAGAUACAUACUUGUGUGCAGAAAGUAUCUUCCUUCAGGCUUGUAAUACCCUUCACAUGGAAGAUUAAUGAGGGAAAUCUUUAUAUUCUGUAUAAAAACAAAAUCAAAUUUAUAUACUAAAACCAUUUGUCUAAAAAUUUAAGUUGUUUUCAAAUAAAAAUUAAAAUGCAUUUCUGAUAUGCAC